CCACUUCCCUCCCGAGAUACUGCCUGGCCCGUGGAAUUCCUCCAGUACAGUAUUUCACGUGUGCUCCAAAGUUCCAGCAUCUCUCUCGGAAUCAGGUUUAUCACCACCGCAUGUGUCGUGAGAUUUGUUAACUCAGCAGCACAGUUCAAUGCAAUACAUAAUAUACAGUAGAAGGAAAAGAAGAUAUAAUAAGUAAAUCAAUUUCAGUAAUUGUGGUCCCUCCGUAAGUAUCUUGUGAAAGGUGUUGCACUGUAAAGUCUGCGCGCUGCGACAUGUUCAAUUCACUCACAAAGCCAGCUCCUCACCCGGGCCCGGCCGGGACUCCAAUACGCAGCGGCAGCGUACGCAAGGCCUGCUGGGUGUUGUAGUUCUCUCUGAGCCGCGGGCCGGUGGCGACAGGAGCGACGCUGCACCGUGCCAGCCUGUGAAGGGGACGGGUCUGAGGACAGUGAAUCAAAUGCAAUUCUGAAGUUAAAUUUUCCUUUAUGGGUGGCAAAAAAGUUUUGACAGAAAUGAAUUUUGAUGAAGAACUGAUGCCCAGGCAAUUACCUGUGGAUGACUGGGAUACCACAGAAGACUUUGACCCUAGUGUGCCACCAAGAACACCCCAAGAAUAUUUAAAAAGAGUCCAGAUUGAAGCAUCAAGAUGUCCUGAAGUAGUGGUGGCAAAAAUUGACCCAAGAAAGUUAAAAAGCAAUCAAACAGUAAAUAUUUCGCUGUCGGGAUGUCAACCUGCCCCUGCAGGAUUUUCUCCCAGUCUCAAGUGGCAGCAACAGCAAGUAGCUAAUUUUUCAAGCCUUCGACAGAAUAUAGACAAAAACAGAGAUCGUUGGAAGUCGCAGCCUUUGGACAGUAAUGUCUUGUUGCCAUCUCCUGAAGAUGAAGAAGGGUGGAAAAAAUUUUGUCUUGGAGAAAAGUUGUACUUAAAUUCAUCAUCAAUUACUGAAGAAAUUGAUAAUCCAGGGAUUGACUAUGUGCAGGUGGGAUUUCCUCCCCUAUUGAGUAUUGUCAGCAGAAUGAGUCAGCCAACAGUAUUUAACAUAUUGGAAUACUUAAUCAGCUGGUUUGGAGAUAAAAAAUUAUAUCCUGAAUUGGGUAGGUGGUUAUAUGCUUUGUUAGCCUGCAUAGAAAAGCCACUACUUCCUGAAGCCCAUUCUCUUAUUCGACAGCUAGCAAGAAGGUGUUCUGAAGUGCGUGCUACACUAGAAAAUCCAGAAGAUGGAGAAUUGUCAGCAUUAAAUUUACUCAUUUGUUUAGUUGCCAGGUAUUUUGAACAGUGUGAUCUUGCAGAUAAGGACUGAUGUUAAUGGGAGUCGAAUCAAAAUUCAGUCCAUAAUUUUCGACUAUACUAUGGUGACAUAUUUUUUUAUCUCAUUUGAAUUUAGAUCCUUCCCUGUUUUGUUGACACAAUGUUGUAUGUUAUGUCCAAUCACGAACAAGAUGCUGGAAAUCCAAGCAACAUAUUUUGUGUGUGUUGCAUGUUAUGUAGAGUCUUAUAUAAAAUUCACAUGAUAAAAUAAAUGAGAAUCAAAAUUAAUUCUCAAAUGUUAUAAAUAAAUGAUUUGACAUGGUUA
Messenger RNA from Hypanus sabinus (Atlantic stingray), 1574 nucleotides. RefSeq names its product gem (nuclear organelle) associated protein 2 (gene gemin2). Gene Ontology annotation, cellular component: spliceosomal complex; SMN complex; nucleus. Gene Ontology annotation, biological process: spliceosomal complex assembly; spliceosomal snRNP assembly. The transcript is spliced from 11 exons. NCBI's taxonomy places the organism in Eukaryota, Metazoa, Chordata, Chondrichthyes, Myliobatiformes, Dasyatidae. Bases 486 to 1301 code for a protein of 271 amino acids. The record is from RefSeq and is a predicted model, not a curated record.